Molecule: messenger RNA, 310 nt
Organism: Linum tenue
Lineage: Eukaryota; Viridiplantae; Streptophyta; Magnoliopsida; Malpighiales; Linaceae
Source: the annotation of a GenBank genome assembly
CGACAACGAAAGUUCUAGUAAAAAUCAGGAAAUGGAUAUAUUUGAUGAUGUGGGUCGUCCAUUGGGGAAAGAAGUCACCGAGAUGUUGGAUCCUGAAUGGAGACGAAAGGCUCACUUAUAUGUCUUAAAUAAUUGCAAAGAAGUGUGGCCUUUUAUAGAGGAGUUCAAAGCUAGUCUACCUCCAAUGAAACACUCUGAUGUGAAAAAGCGCUAUAAUUCUGACUUUCCUACGUGGCUUCGAGAUCAUGUUACUCGUUUGAAACAACAAGGGCAUGUCCAUGUUUCUAGAGAUUUACAUGAUUUAGCUUCA